Messenger RNA from Setaria italica (foxtail millet), 2368 nucleotides. RefSeq names its product transcription factor bHLH13. Gene Ontology annotation, cellular component: nucleus. The transcript has 2 exons. Gene Ontology annotation, molecular function: protein dimerization activity; DNA-binding transcription factor activity; transcription cis-regulatory region binding. The record is from RefSeq and is a predicted model, not a curated record. NCBI's taxonomy places the organism in Eukaryota, Viridiplantae, Streptophyta, Magnoliopsida, Poales, Poaceae. Bases 215 to 2002 code for a protein of 595 amino acids. Gene Ontology annotation, biological process: regulation of DNA-templated transcription.
CUCCCGAAACAUCCUGCAAAUCAUUCAUCGUCGCCCCGAGCGCCUCCUCGCUCGACUUUUUUUUCCUUCUCCCGUUGACCUCCCGUGCCCUUCCUAUCUCGUGGCCUUUCUUUCCUGCCGACGACGACUCGCCGACGCCGAGCGGCGCAGCCCUUCGCCAGAUCUUCAUCCAGCCCUUCUCGCCCGCGACGAGCAUCCAACAGGCAAUGCUCUGAUGAAGACAGAGAUCGAGGAGGUAAGCAUUGGAGGGUUCUGGAGUGAGGAAGACAAAGCCCUCUGUGCUUCUGUUCUGGGCUCGGAUGCCUACACGUAUCUUACAAAAUGUGGUGGUGCCAUAUCUGAAGGUCUUGUAGCAGCAUCUGUGUUGGCAGAUCUGCAAAAUAAACUUCAGAACCUGGUUGAGGCUGAUGGUCAGAGCCUUCAUUGGAACUAUGCCAUCUUCUGGCAACUUGCACGCACAAAGUCUGGUGCCGUUGUUCUUGGCUGGGGUGAUGGAUCCUGCCGUGAACCCCAUGAUGGUGAGAUUGGUUUUGCUACUUCUGUUGGUGCUGGUGAUGCAUCUUCAGUGACUAGACAGAAGAUACGGAAGCGGGUGCUGCAGAGGCUGCACACAGCAUUUGCUGGGGCUGAUGAGGAGGAUUAUGCUCCUGGAAUUGACCAGGUCACUGACACAGAGAUAUUCUUUCUAGCAUCUAUGUAUUUUUCAUUUCCACGUCAUGUUGGUGGUCCUGGGAAAGUGUUUGCUGCAGGCAGACCCCUUUGGAUUCCAAACAAUGAGCUCAAGGUUUCCCCAGCAAAUUAUUGUUACCGGGGUUUCCUUGCAAAUGCAGCGGGGCUUAAGACUAUUGUGCUUGUGCCAUUCAAAGCCGGUGUACUCGAGGUAGGCUCAACCCAGAAUGUACCUGAGAGUGCUGAAGCUCUGCAAACUAUAAGGUCCUUGUUUCUUGGGACGUACAGUACCAGGGCAGCCAUUGAGAAGCAUGAGGAGAAUACUUCUGUCCAAAUGUCACCAGGUUCAACAAAGAUUUUUGGGAAGGAUUUGAAUAUCAGCCAACCUUCAGCCACCGAAGGAGCUGACCCAUCAAAGGUGGAUGGAGGCUCAAGGGAUGAACAGAAGAGCAGUGGUGGUGACAACAUGUUGCUACCCAAUCUCCGGAAAGGUCUGCAGAAUUUCACAUGGAGUCAGGCUCGAGGCCUAAAUUCUCAUCAGCAGAAGUUUGGCAAUGGUAUCUUAGUUGUGACAAGUGAGGCUGCACAUCGCAGCAAUGGAUCUACUCCUGUCACUGGAGUGAGCCCAUUUCAGCUUCAGAAGCCAGAGCAGAUCUUGACCCAACCACCACCUCAGCCCCGGGGACCAAUGCAAAUAGAUUUUCGUGUAGGGUCCAGUUCCAAGUUUGGUGUUUUGAUUUCACAAAAAGCAAUGUUGGAUGGGGAAAAUGGUGGUAUUGACGGCCUUUUUAAGGAGGAAAGAGAGGACCGACAGCCAAGGAAAAGGGAAAGGAAGCCAACGAACAGGAGGGAGGAGCAACCACUUAGCCAUGUUGAGGCUGAGCGCCAAAGGAGGGAAAAGCUCAACAAGCGGUUCUGUGCACUGAGAGCCAUUGUGCCCAACAUCUCAAAAAUGGACAAAGCAUCCAUUCUGGAAGAUGCUGUAACACAUAUAACUGAUCUCAAGAAGAAGCUGGAGAAGAUGGAAGCAGAGCGUGAGAAGCUCUUGGAGUGUGGCAAGGUAGAUGCCAGUGAGCAAACAACUAGGCCUGAAGUAGACAUCCAGGUGGUGCAUGGUGAGAUUCUUGUUCAAGUAGUGUCACCGAUUGAUAACCAUCCAAUAAAGAAGGUCCUUCAAGCAUUUGAAGAGGCAGAAGUCAAAGUAGGUGAAUCAAAGGUCACAGCCAACAAUGGUACAGUUGUGCAUUCCUUUGUUAUCAAGUCCCCUGGCUCUGAACAGCAUACACGAAACAAAUUGGUGGCCUCUAUUUCUAAUGUAACUAGAUCCGUGUAGAAUUAAAUGACAACUUGAUAUUUUAGACAGAUCAUUUUUGCUGGCUGUGAAUUGGUAACUACUAUGACACCUAUUGGUAUCUGAUGAUCGGUAUAGGUGGUAUAUCAACAUAUAGAGCUCAGAUCCUUACAUAUAAAGACAAAUCUGUAAGUACAACUCACCAUUGUAAAAUGUGUAACUGUUUGUUCACGUGAUUCAUCAAUUGUUUGUCUUAUGGGAGACUGAUCGGAGUGCUGUUGAAAUGGGGAAGAAUGCUCUUACUUUUGAAAGAGAAAACAUUUUGACAGUACUGACAUAUGUAUCAUUCAAUUCGACCAACUUGAUCAUAUUAUUAUAUGAUGUUUGGAUGGAGACCUUUGUUGUCAA